AUGGGGAAAUUUGCAGAUGACACCAAGCUGGGUAUGAGUGUGGAUCUGCUGCAGGGGGGUGCUGCUGCGUGUCCCAAACCCUUCACCAAUGGUUCCUCUCCUCUCUUGUCCUGCAGAGCCGAGAAGACUGAGGUGUUGAGCGAAGAUCUGCUGCAGGUGGAGAAGCGGCUGGAGCUGGUGAAGCAGGUGUCCCACAGCACCCACAAGAAGCUGACAGCCUGUCUGCAGGGCCAGCAGGGCCUGGACGCCGACAAGCGCUCGAAGAAGCUGCCGCUGACGACGCUGGCGCAGUGUCUGAUGGAGGGAUCGGCCGUGCUGGGGGACGACUCCCUGCUGGGGAAGAUGCUGCGGCUGUGCGGGGAGGCCGAGGACAAGCUGGCGCAGGAGCUCAUCCACUUCGAGCUGCAGGUGGAGAGGGACGUCAUCGAGCCGCUCUUCGUGCUGGCUGAGGUGGAAAUCCCAAACAUCCAAAAGCAGAGGAAGCACUUGGCGAAGCUCGUGCUGGACAUGGACUCCUCCAGGACGAGGUGGCAGCAGUCGGUGAAGUCCUCGGGUCUGGCCAGCAACCUGCAGCCCUCGGGGGCCAAAGCCGACGCUCUCCGGGAGGAGAUGGAGGAGGCAGCCAACAGGGUGGAGAUCUGCCGGGACCAGCUCUCGGCUGACAUGUACAAUUUCGUGGCCAAAGAAGUCGACUAUGCAAACUAUUUUCAAACUCUGAUCGAGGUGCAGGCCGAGUACCACCGCAAAUCCCUGGCGCUCCUGCAGAACUUCCUGCCACAGAUCAAAGCCCAGCAGGAGGCGUGGAUGGAGAAGCCCUCCUUUGGGAAGCCCCUGGAGGAGCACCUGGCUGUCAGCGGGCGGGAGAUCGCCUUCCCCGUGGAGGCCUGCGUGACCAUGCUGCUGGAAUGUGGGCUGCAGGAGGAGGGUCUCUUCCGAGUGGCUCCCUCGGCCUCCAAGCUGAAGAAGCUCAAGGCUGCCCUGGACUGCUGCGUGGUGGACGUGCAGGAGUACUCAGCUGACCCCCAUGCCAUCGCAGGAGCCCUCAAGUCCUACCUGCGGGAGCUGCCCGAGCCCCUGAUGACGUUCGAGCUGUACGAGGAGUGGAUCCAGGCCUCCAACAUCCCGGAGCAGGAGAAACGGCUGCAGGCUCUCUGGAACGCCUGCGAGAAGCUGCCCAAAGCCAACUACAACAACAUCAGGUACGUGAUUAAAUUCCUGGCCAAGCUGACCGAGUACCAGGACAUGAACAAAAUGACCCCGAGCAACGUGGCCAUCGUGCUGGGACCCAACCUGCUGUGGCCACAGGCCGAGGGGAACAUGACGGAGAUGAUGACGACGCUGUCGCUGCAGAUCGUGGGCAUCAUCGAGCCGCUCAUCCAGCACGCAGACUGGUUCUUCCCGGGAGACAUCGAGUUCAACGUGACGGGGAACUACGGCAGCCCCCUGCACGUGAACCACAACGCCAACUACAGCUCCAUGCCCUCGCCCGACAUGGAGCACGGCGAGCGCCGGCAGCACGAGCAGGCCCGGCGGCCCCUCAGCGUGGCCACCGACAACAUGAUGCUGGAGUUCUGCAAGAAGGAUGGCCUUAGGAAAAUCCAAAGCAUGGGCGUCAGGGUGAUGGACACCUCGUGGGUGGCUCGCCGGGGCACCUCAGCGGGCCGCAAGGCGACCUCGGCCCCGCCGGCCGCGCAGCCCCCGGCCCCGCCCGCCGAGCUCCCCCCCACGCCGCACUCGCCCAUUCCCGAGCAGUCGCCGGAGAUUUCAGCAACGCCCUCCCCGCCUCCCACCAGCUUCGGCUUCCCCCCGGCAGCCGAGCGGACAAGCACUUUCAAGCCCCCGGAGCUGUGCCCGGGGCCGCCCCCCGCGCCCGCCCCCGCGGCCGAGCAGAGCCCGCACUCGCUGCGCAAAGGGGCCAAGAAGCUGGCGCCCAUCCCGCCCCGGGAGGCGGCCGGGGGGCAGCCGUCCCCGGCCAGCCUGUCCCCGACGCCCCCCAGCACCCCGUCCCCGUACGGCCCCCCCGGAGCCCCCCCCGGAGCCUCCCCCGCGGCCGGGCCGCCCCCGCUGCUGCCGUCCCCCGCCGCCGCCGCCGCCCCCCGGGCCCGGGCCGCCCCCAAGGCGCGGCCGCGCCCCGCGCUGCCCCCCCCGCCGCAGCCGCCCCCGGCCGCCCCCGCGCCCCCCCAGCCCCCGGAGCCGCCCCGCCUGGACACCGCGGGCCCCGGGGACGGCGCGCUCACAGGUCUGCUCCGUUUUGAGGUCCCCUCCCUCCACGUGUCCCCGGAUGCCGCCCUGUGCCGGGACCCGCCCGAAGCAGCUCAGAGACUCUCGGGGCCGAGCCUGACCCCGCGGCAGGAGGAGGAGGAGGAGGAGGAAUCGGAGAGCACAGCCCUAUGACAGUGUCCCUGUCCCCAAGCUCAUCCGUGCACCCAGGGGCCAGCACCGGCCACCUGCACCGAGGGCCACGGGCCACUUUUGGGUGGCAAAGCGCCCGGUUUGGGGGCGGCCGCUGUUCUUUAGUUCAUUUUUGUUCGCCUUAUCCAGACUUUGCCUUUGAACCGGGUGCCUGCCCCCCUGCCCCGCAGCACCCACGACCCUGGGGCGACGCCACCACAUCCUCUGUGCCCCGAGGCGGGUGCCGCUGGGUGCUGGCCAGGUGACAAGGAGCUCGCUGGCGCUUUGCAGUGGGAUUUCCUUUCUUCGGCUUCUUCCUCCUCUGCUUGUCUGGGAGCAGGAUGGGACCUGACCAGCAAUAACCUGGGGAUGCAGGAUGUGUCCCCCCGGCUCUCCGGGUGCUGGCAGGGGAGGUGCACGUCCCUCGGCACCCGCUGUCCCCGGGGCUUGGUGGCUUUGGUCGUGCAUGCACAGACAAAUUAACCUUUUAUCCUUUCCAGAGAGAGAAGAUCUGUAUAUAUAUAUCGGCAGAGAUAUAUAUAUAUAUAUAUUCUAUAUUUGUACAGAGAGAGAGAAAUUAUAGAGAGAUUUGUUUUAUCUGGAGCCAUUCCCGCCCGGCCGGGGCGAGAGGGAGGAUGGAAAUGGCAGCGCUUCGCCCCCGCCCCGCUCGCGCCGUGCCCCCCGCCCCAGGUGGGCACCGGGGGGCACCAGCACCCCAAAGCAAUCAAUAAAUCCAAUAAAUCCGUGUGCCACUCGCUGAGAACUGCCCCGAGGCGCUGGCCUUUCCUUCCUGCCCCGGCCUUGGGGGGAGGAAUGGGAGAUGGAGAGCGUUUGGGUGAUAAAUGGUGGUUUGGUGUUUUAUAGGGAACGUUAUGGGUCGCGUACCAUGGGAUGGGGCAGGGUCCACCUCCCCCAGAAACAGCCACCCCACACGGCAGGAUCCAGCCAGGACUGACCCCUGAUCCUGGGCUGAUCCCCACUGCAGGAGCAGAACUGCCCCCGAGGGACACAGAGCCCUUUUCCCCUGGGAUGGACACUGGGCUUGUUUCACGUGUCUUUAAUAGAAACCGCCGGCGGUGGGGUAGAGCCCCGUACAAAAGCUGGCUGCAGGAAUCGGGGAUUGCAUAGACCGAGGUGUGGGGGACCCCCCCACCCCCAAAUAGUCGCCUUUUAGAAAACAAAAAGCGUCUCUGAAUAAAACUCUCCUGGUACAAUAAA
Molecule: messenger RNA, 3609 nt
Organism: Vidua chalybeata
Lineage: Eukaryota; Metazoa; Chordata; Aves; Passeriformes; Viduidae
Gene: ARHGAP44
Product: Rho GTPase activating protein 44
Exons: 21
Coding region: 1-2394 (797 amino acids)
Biological process (GO): regulation of actin cytoskeleton organization; modification of dendritic spine; neurotransmitter receptor transport, endosome to postsynaptic membrane
Cellular component (GO): presynaptic active zone; cytoplasm; postsynaptic density
Molecular function (GO): protein binding; GTPase activator activity
Source: RefSeq, a predicted model, not a curated record